Pararge aegeria (speckled wood butterfly) is the source of this 3954-nucleotide messenger RNA. RefSeq lists its product as uncharacterized. The record is from RefSeq and is a predicted model, not a curated record. NCBI's taxonomy places the organism in Eukaryota, Metazoa, Arthropoda, Insecta, Lepidoptera, Nymphalidae. The coding region runs from base 115 to 1773 and encodes 552 amino acids. The transcript is spliced from 5 exons.
CAUACUUGUUUUGUAUAUUUAUGUGUGCUUUACAAAAAUAAAGAGAUCUUGGAAUCGGACAUUAUCAAGAGUUCGGCAGUUGAGUGAUAAUGUACAUACAAUCAAACGAUAACCAUGAACAUCGUUUUGAAUUUAAUUGAAGGACCGCAGGCGAGCCGGCUACGUUAUAAUGUAAGCGGCGCAAGACAACGCGCGACUUCCCUCAAGGUGUUUGCGAUGUGGUACCUGUGGUUCGUGUUGCUGGUGUCCUGUGCACCGGCCGAGGGCGAGGUGGCCGACGCGCCGGUGCUGACCACCCGCGCGCCGCCGCGCACCCUCGACCGACAGCUGGGCGAGCUGGCCUGGCCCUCUUGGAUACAGAACCCAGAGAACAACAACCAGAACGCGCCGCCCAGACGUAUAACGACCAAGUCCCUUUUCAUCACUCCACUAGUCUGCCCUAAGGGUCAUCGUCUCGAUGGAACUGCUUGUGUGCAGGUACUAACAGUAAACAAGGAUGACCACGAGCGUAUCUUGCUGCAAGAGCUUAAUGCUCUGUUUACUUCCGCUCCGAACAAUGGCGAUGUGAUAUAUGACUAUGGAGAUGAAGAUCCUGGGCCUUUGCAACUGUCCAUACCUAUAGGGAUAGACCCGUUGCAAGAAUCAUCUCCACAGGCUCAAGACUUGCAGCCGAACUACGUUAAGGUUGACAAAAAAGGCGAUAAUACUGACGCUAACGUAGAAGCUGAACUGGAAUUACUGAAGUUACAACAAGCACAUUAUGCUAAACUUAACAACACCCAAUACGGAAGCAAUAUUUUGUCUCACAACGUAUUGCACAACUUAUUGACUUAUUCAGAUAAACCGAAACGGGACAGCCCGCUGACUAACUCUACUGAGAUUGACUCAAACAGCACUGACGAGGGACAAAAGGAAGUUGUUUAUGGACACGUAAAUGUUGACCCUGUUUUGUACGACACCGACGAUAGAAAUAACCACGGCGAAGAAGAGGAAUACGUUACUGAAAAAACAAAUGAAAAACAAACACAAGAACAAAACGACACACCCGCCAUAAACAAUACUAAUAUAGAUAAUCAGAAUAUAACAUCGGAUUCUACAGCGCCAAACGCAAACAAAGACGCUGAAGCAGCGAAACUUAAUCCAGAAAAUGAUUAUUCUGACAUUGGAGAGGCUAUUAAACUGAUAAGCAGGUAUGCUGAAGUAUCCACGGAUGAUAACUUUAAUAAAGAAGAUAAGACUAUUCCGUCAAGGGAGGAUAGUGUAUUAGGUACACGCACUAAACUACAACAUCGCCGCAAUAAAACCAAGCUCUCCAACAGAUUGAGGAAUCCCGAAAUUCCCACUCCAGAUAUCACUAUUAAUGAUGAUGAUAUUACUAAUGAGAAGAUCCAACCGCAAAAUGUUGUUUACUUUAGAUAUCCCUGGCCUAGUGAAAGUUCUGGGUCGCAGCCAUCUAAUUUUCCGUUCCGACAUUUGCAAGAUUACUGGCCUGGACGAAGUCAGAUUGGAGGAGUUUACAAUAGUAUGCAUGGGAACCCGCGUCGCCAUCAUCAUUCGUACCCUCACUAUUUCCGCCCUCGUGGCUACCAAUAUGUGGGUUAUUCGGACACACAACCUGGCUUGCAAGAGCCCUACUCCGGGCUUCGACGAUAUCCGCAUAAAAUUGUUGGCCGUAAUACUAGUCCCAUAAGAUCUCACGCUAACAAUCAAGAUUUGUAUAGCCUUCUCGGUUUAAGGCACUGGUUCAGUAGUGAGGGAGCGGCAAAAAGAUAGUUUGCUACAACCGCGAGUAGACAAUUCGAUGUUACCCGACGACAUAUAAUGGAAGCUAUGGGAAGUCUUACCUACUGCACGCAUUUUUAUCCUUAUCUCGUAAAAAAUUGCUAACUUAUUAAGUAAAUAUAAGCAUGUAAACAUUUCUGCCAUAGCUUUCACUAUAUUCAGCCUAUUUAUUUUAAAGCCAAAUACUACAGUCAUAGUUGUGUAAUAUUUUUGUUAGCUAUUUUAAGUUCUUGUAAAUAUUCCUACACUAUAUACUUACCUACCUAAGCGUUUUUUUACUACUGAAAAUUUAACGUUUCUCCAUUAGUAUUAUCGUUGUUUUUGUAUUAUGUAAAUUGUUGUAUUACUAAUUUAUGUUUAUUUGAUGUAUAUUUUUUGUUUUUGUGACUUGUGAGUUAGUCGUAUGUAAUGCAAAUCGUGGUUUCUUAAAAAACGGUACAAAUAUAAAUUGGCACUGGCUUGCCCUUAUCGAUGUGAAUCUUUGCUACGAUUAAGUACUUAUGUGUAGAUAAAUAAUUCAACUGACCUAUGUUGUAUUGAAUUAUAAUAGCUGUAAAGAGUUUUGUUUAUUUGUCGAGAAAUUUAAUUUAAUUUAACCCACCAGCAAGCGAGGUUUUAAAGCAUACAUGACAAGAAUUGAGAGAAAGUCGCCCGCCCCUUCGCUCUAUUAAAACAAAAUAAGCUUUUAAAAAUUUUCGUAGAUUAUUGCCAUUGAAAAAUAGGUGUUAUAUCAACCCAUCCAACGCACAUGCUCGUAACUCCCUAAUCAGCUCAUGAAUUUAAAAAUAUGAAAGUUUUUGUCAUUAUAUAAAUUUUACUAAUUUAAAAAAAAUAAAAUCUAAAUUGAUAACAAAAUAAUAUUUUUAGGAAAAUAGUUUGGUAUAAGUAAGGAUCAAAAAUACGACGUUUUGCGUUGGGUAGGCCGACUUAUAAGAUCCCAUAGACUCAGGUAAAAUAUAGACGGUCACUUUUUCUUAUCCAAGAAUUGUAUCUAUCACCAGCAGCAACGAACUAUAAAAAAGCAAUUGGGUUCGUUCGUCGUUCUUUUAAUAAAAAAAUAUCUUAGUUACAUUUCUCACAAAGUGUAUUUUAUUAUUGAAAUAUUUUUACACUAACUACCGAACUAUUACUCAUAUAUUGAUCCCACCAAAGUUUAGUUUAAGUGUUUAGAUAUAAUACGGCGUUAUUAAUGGAUGCUAAUAUUUUCGUAGUCUUAGAUAUUAGAUAUUUUCAUAUUAUGCGUAUUUUUCUACUGAAAACUAUGUACUAAUUUGUUCUUCAUUAAUUGUAUGAGGCAUAUUAUAAAACAUUUAGAUACCUAAUAAGGUUUAAAAAAAAACUAUUUUAUUAAAAUUUUGAUAACCUUGAUUGUAUGUAUGGUGAUAAAAAUACUUGCCAUAUUUUAUUGGGCAUAUUUCCCCUUUAAACCAGUGUUUAUAGCAUUCUUAUAUCGCAGCCGUUACGCCGUAUAUCGCAGAAUAUAUUAAACCGCAUAAAUGAUGCUUAGUAAAACGUGCUAUUUUAUUAUAAUAAAAUUAAAUGUCGUCUCUUUAGUCAAUAAUAGUUCAACUAAAAUAUUAACUAUAAAAUCAUAUACCUGUAACGAAAAUACCUACGAACGUAGUAAAAGAAAAAAAACAGUAAAACCAUUUUUUUUUAAUACUUAAUGAAAUCUAUUUUACUCGGAUUAAUAACGUACAUAACUAACUGCCCCCUCCUACCAUGGUUUAUAGCAGUAUUAAUUUAAUAUUGUUAACGUUUUGUUACAGAAUUAUAGCCCUUAUUCAAAGGAGAUAACAUCCUUUGAAUAAGGAUUAUAUGUUAUAUAAACUAUCUGUUCAAAAUAAUAUUGCUUUCAGAUAUUCCUUAAUAAAUGAAAGAAUUUAUUAAUUGAAUUACCUAUUCUAAACGAUUGUUAUAAAUAUAUUUUUAGAAAACGAAAUGUCCCAUCAUAUACCUAAAAUUAACAAAAUUGAAAGAAUAUUGUGUCAAAAUCGGAACCUGUACAAAUAGUAGUUUUAAGAAUGAAAUAAAUGAUAAUAUACAUACAAUAUAUAAUAUCAAAAUACUUAAUUAUUACAUAGUUUAUAAAAUAUCAUUAUCCAAUGUGCUUAAUAUUCGGUUUGAUGAAAAGCAAAUGUAGAAAAUUAUCAAUGCCAGUAUUUUACUGUA